ACGUCAGGGCCGGGGGCACACAUUUCUCGGGGGUGCAGACUGCGACAGAACACCUGUAAACAGUCCGCUUUGAAGCACAUUUGAAGAUGCGUGCUCUGCGGUGCCCUGCCUCUUUUCACUGCCAAGCCUACUUCCUGGUAGAUGAGGCAGCGCCUCAGGGUUGUCGUAGUAAGAGGCGGCAGCUGAAGUGAAGGUGGAGGCGGCUAUUAGUGGUCUGCAGUCGCGACACAGCAGUCAUUUAGCGCACUUUUUAUUUUUUAUUUCGCCCCUUUGGAGAAAAAUGGGAAGCACGGUGACGGAGUCCAGCAAGGAGAGCUCAAAGAAAAUGCCAAAAAAGAAGAGAAAUCUGCGGAUUAACAUGCCAGAUUUCGGUGCGCUUACUUCCUCACAAGUGGAGACAAGUGGCUCAAUCAAAAGGGGCGCUCAGACGGGAGAGCGUCACACCCGUUCAGCCAGCCCCACCAAAGGAGUGUCCGCGAGGAGCCCAGCCAGCACCUCUCUGCCUCUAUGUCCUCAGUCUGCUCCGGUGCAAUUGAGGGCCAGCUCAGGUUCCCCCAAAACUAUCUUCCCCUAUCCCUCUCAUCAGGACUCCCCACCCAAGUCCCCACGCCGCCUGAGCUUCAGUGGUAUCUUCCGCUCCUCAUCCAGCUCCACACCUGCAAGCAUCAAAAUCUUCUCCAGAACCAAGAGAGCCUCUGGACUCUCCACACCACCCACCACCCCAGCCCAGGCGUCCAGCCAACCGUUAUUUACCCAGGAGGCCCAGCCGAGCAGGCCCAGCCCCGAACGCCUGGAGGCGAGCUAUCGAUCCCGUUCAAUCUCCACACCUCCAGACACCGGUCAACGCCUCAGCCUUCCCUCUGCUAAACCACCGAUCCCUUCCUCGAGCCCUGUGACAUCUUACUCUACCUCGCAACAAGUCUACGGUUUAUUCGAAGGCAUGCUGGAGAAACUUGAACUAGAUGAUGAUGCUGCUGAACCUGAAAGUGAUAUUUACAUGCGCUUCAUGAAAUCCCACAAGUGCUAUGACAUUGUCCCCACAAGCUCCAAGCUGGUGGUGUUCGACACAGCGCUCCAAGUUAAGAAAGCGUUCUUUGCCUUGGUAGCUAACGGUGUGCGAGCUGCUCCGCUAUGGGACACAGAGAAGCAAAGCUUUGUGGGAAUGCUGACAAUCACAGAUUUCAUCAUCAUACUACACAGAUACUAUAAGUCACCAAUGGUGCAAAUAUAUGAAUUAGAGGAGCAUAAGCUUGAGACGUGGAGAGAGGUUUACCUACAAGCAACAUUUAAGCCUCUGGUCAACAUAUCACCUGAUGCAAGCCUAUUUGAUGCCGUGUACACCCUCAUCAAAAACAAAAUUCACCGCCUGCCUGUCAUCGACCCCGUCACAGGGAAUGCACUUUAUAUUCUCACACACAAGAGGAUCCUCAAGUUCCUCCAGCUUUUUAUGUGUGAAAUGCCAAAGCCAGCAUUCAUGAAGCAGACUCUCGGGGAGCUGGGCAUUGGUUCGUACCAGGACAUCGCUUUCAUCCACCCGUACACGCCCAUCAUCAAAGCACUCAACAUUUUUGUGGAGAGACGAGUGUCUGCCCUGCCUGUGGUAGAUGAGUCGGGCAAAGUUGUGGAUAUUUACUCCAAGUUUGAUGUGAUUAACCUGGCUGCUGAGAAGACGUACAACAACCUGGACAUUACAGUGACGCAGGCUCUGAAACAUCGCUCCCAGUAUUUCGAAGGAGUCAUGAAGUGCCAUAAGAUGGAAACAAUGGAGACCAUCGUGGACAGAAUAGUCAAAGCAGAAGUGCAUCGGUUAGUGGUGGUGGAUGAGCACUCCAGCAUCGAGGGCAUCGUCUCCCUGUCAGACAUCCUCCAGGCCCUGGUGCUAAGCCCUGCAGAUGCCUGUAAGGAGGAGAACCUGACUGAGUGAGAGGGAGGAAGCAUCAGCUGGAGUGGAGACGUGAUGGGAGUUAAUAAGUUGAAUGGUAUGGAGCGUGAGGCUGAGCAGAGCCAGUCUGAAGGUCCCAGAGACUCCUGCAACUGAUGCACUGUAGAGGCUUGGAAACCAAAGAGCUAGACAGAUGAAUGAAGUGGAGUUCCUGCACUGAGGAUUGAUUUUCUGAGUGUUUUUUUUUUGUUUGUUGUAUUUGAACACUGAUCACACACACACACACACACACACACACACACACACACACACACACACACACACACACACAGUAUACUGUAUUUAUACACACGCAUACACAGAGAUGCAUUAUGGUCAUCUGCUGGGGAAAGGUGGGAAAGUCGAGACUGGUUCUGAUGAAUUAGGGCUUCAGUGUUUUGCGUUGUGUAGUUACGAUCAUGCUGCUGUCAUCUGUUGAUUUUUAGUCUCAUUUUGUAGUCCAAUACUGAAUGUUAUCACUUCUUGCUAUGUGGUGUGGAAAGGUGGACAUUGAGGGAUGCAAUUUAUUGUUUGGUAGCAAAACUACACUUUACUUACAAUGUGGCCAUUACGGUUUGCCAGUGCCAAUAUAGAGGGAUUGAUGCCCAAUAUGUAUUUGUGCCUUUUUUGCUCUGCCAACACCUGUUAAAACUGUCAGUAAUUGUGGCCUUUGACUUUUUAUUGUCAAAUGAGUGCAAUUAUUUGGAUUUGUUUUAAUAAAUGGUUAAGAUAUCAAUGUGUAAUAGUUGGCAGAUUCAACCUUCUACUUCUCCAUUCAAAAAAGAUUUCCCUUUCAUUUGGUUGCAUAUUCUGUGAUUUUAAACCAUGUCAGAAGUGUCAAGAAUUUCUGUUAAAUAUAUCUUAUUCUAAAAUGAAAGUUCUAAAUAAAAUCAAAAUCAUUUAGGCACAAAAACAUAGUGGUCAGAGGGAAAUGCAACUGUACAUCAAUAAGGAUUCUAUCAGCCAAGAGCUAUGAGUGAGCACUUCUUUUACAUCUGUAGUCAUUUAGUCAUUGUGACUCAAGGAUGCAUUUUUGUAAUGUUAUUAAAAGACCGAAAAAUGUCUUUUUAGGUGUUUAAAAACUUAAAAAAAAAUUUACUUUCAGUUUUGAUGCUUCAGAUAAUCUGAUACUCGCAAACAUGCAACACAACUCUGUUAUCUCAGCUGUAGCGCGACAGGACUCAUCUCCAUCUUUGACUGUAAAUAGGAUCAGUUUCGGGAAACGUGUCACAUAAAGCUUUAUUUUUAUGAAUGUGUCAACAUGUUUAAAGAGACUGCAGUUUUAUUGUUAUUUUUGUAAAUAUAUUGUGGCAAUAUGUCCAGUUCAAAGAGACUUUGUAUAUGAUCAACAUGUACUGUAAAUGGGCAAGCAUGAGAAACUACACUUCAGCAGUAUGAAUGUCCUUUGUUUUACUUUUUCUAUUUUUCUGGCUGCACAAAAAUAAAUGGACACUGAAUGUACUUUAAA
Perca flavescens (yellow perch) is the source of this 3389-nucleotide messenger RNA. RefSeq names its product 5'-AMP-activated protein kinase subunit gamma-2. Lineage: Eukaryota; Metazoa; Chordata; Actinopteri; Perciformes; Percidae. Gene Ontology annotation, biological process: regulation of catalytic activity; protein phosphorylation. The record is from RefSeq and is a predicted model, not a curated record. Gene Ontology annotation, molecular function: protein kinase regulator activity; protein kinase binding; AMP binding. Gene Ontology annotation, cellular component: nucleotide-activated protein kinase complex; cytoplasm; nucleus. Bases 281 to 1924 code for a protein of 547 amino acids. The transcript is spliced from 16 exons.